GUGAUGCGGCGGCACGCGACGACCCCGAUCCUGGGAAAUCGUCUCCUCUAGCGCUCACGGUAGACGCCUGUAAUGUUCCGGGAGAAGGAGGUGGCCACGGCGCAGCUCCGAUUUCCGCAAUGAAGUGCAACAAAAACGGCGAGUGCAGGAGAGGCUCAGGCACGGGCAGUUUGCGCUCCAUUAUGUCCAAGCAGGACAAGCAGGAUGCGAAUAAACGCGCCACGAGCUCCUCAACUUCAGGCACGGACACGCCCGCUGCUCCCGCGGGCCCUGGAGACUCCUCCAGUCCCGCCGCCGUCCCGGACAAAAAGGACUCCAGGGUGUCGUUUUCCAAUGCACCGAGUCGGAAAACCUCCGCUUCCAUGCAGAGCCAGCAGCCCAGGAACUCCGUGACGUUCCUCAAAUCCGAGGACGGAGCACAGAUCGCAUCCGAGGAUGCUGAGACGCGCGGGAGCCAAGCGAGCUUCAUGCAGAGGCAGUUCAGCAGCAUGCUGCAGCCGGGGGUUAACAAAUUCUCUCUACGAAUGUACGGCAGCCAGAAAGGGGUGGAGAGAGAGCAGGAGCGCGUCAAGUCAGCUGGAAAGUGGAUCAUUCACCCUUACAGCGACUUCAGGUUCUACUGGGACUUUACAAUGCUUCUCUUCAUGGUGGGCAACCUGAUCAUCAUUCCAGUAGGCAUCACGUUCUUCAAGGAGGAGACCACCACGCCUUGGAUCAUCUUCAACGUUGUCUCCGACACGUUCUUCCUAAUGGACUUGGUGCUCAACUUCCGCACGGGCAUCAUCAUCGAAGACAACUCCGACAUCAUCCUGGAUCCCAAGACCAUAAAGAAAAAGUACCUGAAGACAUGGUUUGUGGUGGACUUUGUCUCGUCCAUCCCCGUGGAUUACAUCUUUCUCAUUGUGGAGAAGGGAAUAGACUCGGAGAUGUACAAGACAGCGCGGGCCCUGCGCAUCGUGCGCUUCACGAAGAUCCUCAGUUUGCUGAGGCUGCUGAGACUCUCCCGGCUCAUCCGCUACAUACACCAAUGGGAGGAGAUUUUCCACAUGACCUAUGACCUGGCGAGUGCCGUGAUGCGCAUCAUCAACCUGAUUGCUAUGAUGCUACUGCUCUGCCACUGGGAUGGAUGUCUUCAGUUCCUCGUGCCCAUGCUGCAGGACUUCCCCUCCGACUGCUGGGUCUCGCUCAACAAAAUGGUGAAUGAUACAUGGAGUGAGCUGUACUCCUUUGCUGUGUUUAAGGCGAUGAGUCACAUGCUGUGUAUAGGUUACGGCCGCCAGGCUCCAGAGAGUUUGUCUGAUAUAUGGCUGACCAUGCUCAGCAUGAUCGUAGGAGCCACCUGCUACGCCGUCUUCAUCGGCCACGCCACCGCUCUCAUCCAGUCACUGGACUCCUCUCGUCGACAAUACCAGGAAAAGUACAAGCAAGUGGAGCAGUACAUGUCCUUCCACAAACUUCCAGCAGAUUUCCGGCAAAAAAUCCAUGACUACUACGAGCACCGCUACCAGGGCAAGAUGUUCGAUGAGGAGAGCAUCCUGGAGGAGCUGAAUGAACCGCUCAGAGAGGAAAUUGUGAACUUCAACUGCCGUAAGCUGGUGGCCUCGAUGCCUCUGUUUGCCAAUGCUGAGCCCAACUUUGUCACGGCCAUGCUAACUAAGCUCCGCUUUGAGGUCUUCCAGCCCCGGGAUUACAUCAUCCGCGAAGGCACCAUUGGCAAAAAGAUGUACUUCAUCCAACACGGCGUGGUCAAUGUCCUCACCAAAGGAACUCUGGGAAUGAAGCUGUCCGAUGGCUCCUAUUUUGGAGAAAUCUGUUUGCUAACACGAGGGCGCCGGACAGCGAGUGUUCAGGCGGAGACAUACUGCCGUCUUUACUCACUCUCCGUGGACAACUUCAAUGAGGUUCUGGAGGAGUACCCUAUGAUGAGAAGAGCUUUCGAGACUGUAGCCAUUGACAGACUCGAUCGUCUAGGUAAGAAGAACUCCAUCUUGAUGCACAAAGUGCAGCAUGACCUCAACUCCGGUGCCUUCAACAACAGAGAGAAUGAAAUGAUCCAGGAGAUUGUGAAGUACGACCGAGAGAUGGUCAAACUGGUGGACUUUCAGCGUCCACGUGCCAUGUCUAUGACGGCCGCAGUCCCUGGUGGCAUAUUUGCCCCACCGGGCCAGUCACAGGGCACCUCAGCCAUCGCCACCCUACAGCAGGCUGUAGCCAUGAGCUUCUGCCCACAGAUGGUGAAUCCUCUGGUGGGCACAGGCACUCUUCAAUCUCCCCGCAUGGUCCGGCGCUUCCAGGUAAUCCAGAACAUUUCCAGCCCUGCAUCUGUCUCUCCCAUGCAGCCACAGCCACCAGGGCCAAUGCCAGGGGGUGCGUGUGCUUCUGCUGCCACAUCCAGUCCACCUGUGCAGAGCCCCUUGGCACCAACGUGCUCAAGGACAUUCCAGUAUGGCUGCAGCCCCAUGGGUGGGCGUACAGGAUCUCAGCUGUCUCUUGUCCAACAGCAUGUGCCCAGUCCAACGCGCAAGGGUGCCCACUCCCUGCAGCAUGCAGAGAGCCUGAGUCAAGAUGCCCGUUCAUUGUCUACUUCCCAGCCUUCUUUGCCCCAGGAUGGAGUGACAGGUGUGGGUACCAGCCCACCACCCUCAGCCCACGUCUCCUCCACGUCCAUUGGGCCACAGCAUGCCCCUCACCCUGCAAUACCUGGGCCCUCUGGAAUCAGAAGCUCUGUACCUCAUAGAAUUGUACAGCCUCACCAGAUAUCACCCUCCACACCGCCCCCUGUUGGCGGAGCAGGGCCAAGCUAUCUCGAGCCAAUAGUGCACAAGAAAGAUUCUAUAGUUAGCCUUCCUGAGACGGACUCCACUAUCAGAUCCAGGCUGUCCUCGAACCUCUGACCAAACUCUGGUGUAUGCUGACAUGGUGGCACUAUUGUGUAUCCUGAGGUUUUCUGUAUCCAAAGGAAGCAGAAUGUGUAUUGUGUAGGGGGAGCAAUCAGAUCAGUCUGUCACUAAUAGGUGCACCACUGUAAGUAGGUUGAAGAAGUGGGAUUUUCCUAGCUGGCCCACUCAUGUAGUUACUCCCUUCUUGUUCAGCUACCAAUUUGCCCUUUGCUGUCUUUGUUAUGAAGAAGUACAUGGAAAGAGAAAAUUUCUGUUGUAUUCUGUAGAGUCCAUACAAUGCAAUCUGGCCUGAGCUGGGACGUAAAGAAAAUCAGGGACUUGUAUCACAUGACAAUGAUAAAAUUUUAAGCUUUGCAAAGUGUUUUUGAGUGUCAUUUGUUCUGUAUAAUUGUAGCAAAAAUAACUAGCUGUUCUUCAUAUUCUUGUAAAAUAUCAAUGAAAAUAGUGUUACAGACCGCUGGUCGAUCUUAUAUUGAUAUGUAAAUAUGAUACAUUUUAAAAAAAUGAAAGAAAAUAUCUUCAUUGUAUCAACUUAAAAACCAAAGUUGAGCUUGGUUGAGUUUGGUCAUGUCCGUGUCAAAUGAGAAAAACAAUUCAAAAGAUAUGCCAUUUAUUUAACUGCCUUUAUUCCAAGUUUAGAAGCCAUAUACAGUCCAUGGUAAUUGUGAGUCUAUGUGGGAGUGAAGGGGGGUGGGGGGGUAGAGGGGUAGAGCAUAAUUCCGUCAUUUAUUUAUUGACCUGUUUUCUCAAGAGAGUGUUUAUUUUGCUGGGCAUUUUGACAGAUGUGUUUGUAAUGGUAAAGGCAAUACCCCAGAGCGUCUAGCUUGCACUGAGAGUUCUUAUUGAUGAACAUCACUGACUCUCUAUUGGGAGAUACCAAAACAGGAGUGACUAGGAAUGGAUAACCAAAAGAAUCUAUAUCUGAACUGUGAGGCAAAAUGCAAUAUGAUACUGAUUUUGCAAUACCCUGCAAUUUAGUUUUGCUGUGUGAAUGCUUUAUUUGGGUGUAUUUAAAAGAUAUUUUAUGGCUGUAGGUAAUGGAGGGUAAUAAAGUGAAAUGAGCAAGGAAAUGUUUAUGUAAAACGUAUUUAGAAUUUAGCUUAUAUCAUAAAUAUUAAAUUCCGGAAUUAUAGUUUUCUUUGCAUGGUACAAUUCAGAAUUGACAUUACCCAGAAAAGCUGUUUUAAGCCGAUACUAGUAGUUGAAUUUGUGGUAAUAAAGUGCUACAAUAAUUCAGUGAAAUAUAGAUUGAACCAGUUGAACAUGGUUCCGUUUUACAUUUUAAACCAGCAUGACUUACCUGAAAAAUUCAAAUAAUUUUAUCUUGUGAGAAAAAAACUGCAGCAAUUUACUAUAUUAACUUGAAAAAAGCAUUAUUUGUUCAACUUAACUAGUAUUGGCAAUAUUCUGCACUUUACCAAAACCUUCCAAGAAAUUAUUAACGGAGAUGCUGAUGUGUGAGCAUUUUUAAAGGGAUCGUUAAACGAAUCGAACAAAUCUUUUGCUUGGUCAUUGGUCAAAACAAGAUGAUCAUCUUGAUUGAAAAAUAUAUUAGCUAAACUGUUCGUAGUUAUUAGUUAAGCGCUGCAUUUUCUUCACUUGGAUUGUAAAUAUGACCUUGUACAUCAGCUGUAAAUGAGUCUGAUUAGUAAAGUGAGUUUACUUAAUACUGACAAAAAAGAAAGCUGAACUCAGAUGGCCAAUGGUGCGUAUUUGUUCUUGAAUGUAUGCCGACUGGCGUUUACUGCCAUGUAAAUAGAAUCAUAUCGACUAAUGCAAAAUGGAAAACGUGCGCAUUUGCUGAGUGUUUAUUGUGAUGGUCAAUUGUUAAUUAAGCUAAUUAGCUCAUUAAUACUUCAUUACAAAGGAACCGUUUGUGUUACUUCUGCCAUU
This is a messenger RNA of Ictalurus furcatus (blue catfish), 4793 nucleotides long. RefSeq names its product potassium/sodium hyperpolarization-activated cyclic nucleotide-gated channel 2-like. Gene Ontology annotation, molecular function: voltage-gated potassium channel activity. Lineage: Eukaryota; Metazoa; Chordata; Actinopteri; Siluriformes; Ictaluridae. Bases 120 to 2894 code for a protein of 924 amino acids. The transcript has 8 exons. The record is from RefSeq and is a predicted model, not a curated record. Gene Ontology annotation, biological process: potassium ion transport; transmembrane transport. Gene Ontology annotation, cellular component: membrane.